Lactuca sativa (garden lettuce) is the source of this 1050-nucleotide messenger RNA. RefSeq lists its product as uncharacterized. Lineage: Eukaryota; Viridiplantae; Streptophyta; Magnoliopsida; Asterales; Asteraceae. Gene Ontology annotation, biological process: DNA repair; telomere maintenance. The record is from RefSeq and is a predicted model, not a curated record. Gene Ontology annotation, molecular function: DNA helicase activity.
AUGCCUUACCCGAAUGUUGAUUCUGUUUCAUCUUCAAACAAUCGUCUUAUUAUUAUGGAGCUAUACUAUGACAUACCAAUUUUAAAGAACGAGUUUGAUCGGCUAUUUGCUGCAUUAACAAACAAGCAACAAGACAUUUUUCUUGAUAUCAUGGAUGUAGUUAAAGAUUAUAAGGGAGGUGUCUUCUUUGUUUAUGAUUAUGGUGGAACGGGUGAGACAUUUCUUUGGAAUACAAUUUCUGCAACAAUUGGAGCUCAAUGUAGAAAACCCUCAUUGAUCAUUUCGGAUGAAGCACCUACGGUACACAAGCAUGCAUUUGAAGUUUUAGAUCGAAAUUUGAAGGAUAUAUUAAGGUGUGUCAAUCCUACGAACUCAAAUAUUCCAUUUGUAAGGAAAGUGAUUGUUUUUGGAGGUGAUUUCAGACAAAUUCUACCUGUUGUUCCAGGUGCCAGUAGACAAAACAUUGUUCAUGCUUCUUUAUGUUCUUCCUAUUUAUGGAAACAAUGCAAUGUUCAUAAAUUAACAAUGAACAAAAGGUUAACUGUUGGAAGCGAUCCAUCUAUUAUUGAACAAAUAAGGGGUUUUGAAAAUUGGCUUUUGGACAUCGGAGACGGCAAUCUUGGUGGUCCGAAUGAUGGUGAAGAGAUGGUUGAUAUUCCAGAAGAUAUUGUCAUUAAUAAUCCAUGUGAUCCUAUAGGUUCAUUAAUCAGUUUUGUAUAUCCUUAUGUUCUGGAAAACAUCAACAUUACUAAUUAUUUACAAGAAAGAGCAAUACUUGCUCCCAAGAAUGAAGUUUUCCAAGAAAUAAACGAUCGUUUAUUGUCAUUGUUUCUUGGAGAACAAACAGAAUACUUAUGUUCAGAUAGCUUAUGUCGAUUCGAGUUUGUUCAUGAUCAGUUUGAUGCAUUUUUAUAUUCACCUUAUGUUUUUAAUAGUCUUAAAAUCUCAAGUCUUCCAAACAAUAAGCUUACUUUAAAAGUUGGUGUUCAAGUUUUGUUAUUUAGAAACAUUGAUCAGAAAAAUGGCUUAUGUAAUGGUACUAGACUAUAG